AUCCCACCCAAUUGCAAACACUUUCAAAAUACAAAACUCCAUCAUACACACUCCUGUUCUAUCACCAGUCUCAGAAAUGGCGAAAAAAACCCUAGAAUCUAACCCUAAGAGAAAGGCCGAAAUAGAGCAUGUUGACCUAACCGGAGACGAAGUUCUCAGCUCCCUCACCACAAAGAAGAAGAAAAUCGACACCACCGGUUCAAACAAAAAGCCUAAACCGACCAAAAAACCGGAGAAUUCGAACAAAGUUGCGAAGACGAACAAAAAAACCGGAGAUUCGAGCCGGAAAGUCGAUGCAUCGAACAGAACUGCUAAGACGAGCAAGAAAACCGGAGAUUCGAGCCGGAAAGUAGAUGAAUCAAAGAAGAAAGAGAAGGCGGCGAAAAAACCGGAGAAGAAAGUGAAAUUCGAGAGUCCGGUGAAAACAUCUGGUAAAAAAGAAGAGGCGGAGGAGAAAAAAGUGAAGAAAAGUAAGCCGAAGAAGGAGGAGGUUGUAGAGGAGGAAGGGAAUGGUCCGCUGUAUGCUUUUCCGAUGAAUCGUGUAACUCGGAUUGUUAAGAGUGAGAGUUCUGAUGUGAAGCUGUCUGCAGAGGCUGCUUUUCUGUUCAACAAAGCUUCGGAGAAGUUUCUUGAGCUAUUCUCUAAGGAGGCUUAUUCUUGUGCUUUUAAGGACGGGAAGAAAAAAAUUGAGUAUCAACACCUAUCUUCACUAGUUCCUGAAAGCAAAAGAUUUGACUUCCUUGCAGAUUUCGUUCCUCCCAAAGUCAAGGUUGCAGAUGCCUUGAAAGAGAGUCGAUCAUGAGACUUAGCUAUGCUGGAACCGGGAUGACAAGAUGCUGAAAGCUUCAGAUGAUGUUGUAGCCUGGUUAAAAAUCUGUUUGCCUUGAGACAAUGUUUCACCCUGCAUCCAGAAGCCUGAGUAGCCAGCAGCCAGCUCUUGCAUUUUUGCUGGCUCUAUAGGUUCUCCUGUUUGAUGAUGUAGCCUAGUUUGUGUUUUUGCUCAUUAGACUAUAGCUAUACAUGCUGCUGCUGUUUCUUUUUAUUUUAUAAAAAUCUUUCAAACUAAUUUUUCAUAUUAAAAUUGAAAGUAUAUCAUAUUUAUACUAGUUAA
Messenger RNA from Daucus carota subsp. sativus, 1111 nucleotides. RefSeq names its product DNA polymerase II subunit B3-1. The record is from RefSeq and is a predicted model, not a curated record. The coding region runs from base 77 to 802 and encodes 241 amino acids. The transcript has 4 exons. Gene Ontology annotation, cellular component: nucleus. Gene Ontology annotation, biological process: regulation of DNA-templated transcription. Gene Ontology annotation, molecular function: transcription cis-regulatory region binding; protein heterodimerization activity. NCBI's taxonomy places the organism in Eukaryota, Viridiplantae, Streptophyta, Magnoliopsida, Apiales, Apiaceae.